Molecule: messenger RNA, 2175 nt
Organism: Homalodisca vitripennis (glassy-winged sharpshooter)
Lineage: Eukaryota; Metazoa; Arthropoda; Insecta; Hemiptera; Cicadellidae
Product: cholecystokinin receptor type A-like
Exons: 7
Coding region: 147-1676 (509 amino acids)
Biological process (GO): neuropeptide signaling pathway
Cellular component (GO): membrane
Molecular function (GO): neuropeptide receptor activity; gastrin receptor activity
Source: RefSeq, a predicted model, not a curated record
UGUUGCGCGCUGUUACAUCCCCGCGGUCGCUGUUAUCAGUUCCUCGACGAGUGAUAACAAACCGUGAUAACCACAGGCCUAUCUCAAUCCCAGGUUCUCCGAAGGACUUGGACACUCAAGGAUGGUUCUGUUCUGAACCCAUCGCGAUGAUGUCGACCAGCCUGAACUCUACAUAUCAGCCCAGCGUCCUCUGGUGGGAGGUGGGCAAGCUGCAGAUCCUCCUCUACUCCACCAUCUUCCUGUUGGCCGUGGUCGGCAACUGUUUGGUUAUCCUCACUCUUAUCUUCAACCAGACCAUGCGGACCAUCACGAACGUGUUCCUGCUGAACCUCGCCGUCUCUGACCUUCUGCUCGGUGUCCUCUGCAUGCCCUUCACCCUCGUCGGUACCAUCCUCCGGGACUUCGUCUUCGGCGACUUCAUGUGCAAGCUUAUUCCCUUCCUGCAAGCUUGCAGCGUGUCCGUGUCGGCCUGGACGCUGGUGGUGAUAUCUGUAGAGAGAUACUACGCCAUCUGUCAUCCUCUACGUUCUCGGCGCUGGCAGACACUAUCCCAUGCGUAUAGGAUGAUCAUUGCUAUCUGGAUGUCUAGUCUCUUCACUAUGGCACCUAUAGCAUAUCUCAGUCAGCUAAUACCUACAAAUCAAGGUCACCGGAAAUGUCGGGAAAUCUGGCCAAGCCGCUCUCUGGAGAGGAUGUACAACAUCCUGCUGGACGCUCUGCUGCUAGUGCUGCCCCUGGUGGGACUCACUGCAACCUAUUCUCUCAUAACACACACUCUCUGGAAGGGGAUGCAACUUCAGAACGGCGGUCAAGUGCCAGUGUCGUGCUCGGGGGAGCUGGUGCGCCAGGUGGCAUGUCUGCAGAUGAGGACCUCCUUGUCAAGUGCUGCCCCCGGUAGUGGCCACACAACCCGCUAUGAUGAUUUGAUCCUCUAUUCUCUAUGUCUUGUCUGCAGUGCCCGUGUCGUGCUCGGGGGAGCUGUGCCAGUGUCGUGCUCGGGGGAGCUGGUGCGCCAGGUGGCAUGUCUGCAGAUGAGGACCUCCUUGUCAAGUGCUGCCCCCGGUAGUGGCCACACAACCCGCUAUGAUGAUUUGCUCCUCUAUUCUCUAUAUCUUGUCUGCAGUGCCCGUGUCGUGCUCGGGGGAGCUGGUGCGCCAGGUGGCAUGUCUGCAGAUGAGGACCUCCUUUUCAAGUUCAGGAAACCGGUAGUUGUCACACAACCCGCUAUGACGAUUUGCUCAUCUAUUCUCUAUAUCUUGUCUGCAGUGCCAGUGUCGUGCUCGGGGGAGCUGGUGCGCCAGGUGGCGUGUCUGCAGAUGAGGACCUCCUUGUCAAGUGCUGCCCCCGGUAGCGGCCACUGGGAAAGCAUGCGCCGCUCUAUAACUACUAAGGCGCUCACUAAGAAGAAGCGAGUCGUCAAGAUGCUUUUUGCCGUCGUUCUUGAGUUCUUCAUCUGCUGGACUCCUUUGUACAUCAUUAAUACGGUGGUGCUAUUCGAGCCAGUCGUGGUGUACAAUGUGCUCGGCUUCCACACUAUCAGCUACUUCCAACUGCUAGCCUAUUGCUCGAGCUGUUGUAACCCCAUCACUUACUGCUUCAUGAACUCGAGCUUCCGCCAGGCGUUCCUGAAGCUAUUCCGGUGCUUCCACAAGGAGAGGACAAAGAGGACUUUCUGACUAGAGGAGAGACUCUGACUGCAGUGAGAACUGCGCUACAGUUAGUUCUGUCAGUGACAAGACAGUGUUAUUGACUUCAUAAAUGUUAAACUCUGCAAUGAUUUUGUCUUCAGUGACCCCGGGUUUUAUGAUCUAGGGUGCAUGACGUAAAACUGUGUGUCAAGAGAAAUGAGUGUGAAAUCAUUAAUGGUGCUUGAAGUUUUUCUUAUCACAAAUGUUACUGCCAGUAAGCAAUUUUUAUAAAACCCUAUACGGACAGUUAACUUUAUCAGUGUUCUGUUGGUGUUUUCCAGAUUUUAUCAUAAAAUUAAGAUUCAGGGUAACAUUGGUACGUUAUGUGCUACCAAAUCCUUUUAUAUUUUAUAAUAUGUAAAUAUAGAUGACAGAGCUGUAAAAUAUCAAUGCUAUGUUUUCAUAUUUCAUCCUAGUAAGAACGGUCUAAUUAUGUAUAAAUGUUCACUGUACUAUACUUGUGAAUCUUUACAAAACUAAAUAAAAA